AUGGAGUUCAACUUCGAGAACGACGCUGAAUUCUAUGAAUGGUUCAUUGGGUCUUUGACGAGAGUACUACAGCUCAAGUAUGUUGCUGUUGGAGUCCUCACGUACAUUGUUUCGGAGUACUUUGCCACCCUGGAGGCCGAGGUGAAAUACAUCUGGGGCAGUAAAUGGACUCCAGUCAAAGUGCUCUUCUUUGUUAUCCGAUAUAUCGGCUUUGUCGACCUUCCAUUGACGAUUAUUUGGAAUGAGGCGACAGGACUGCCUCCAGUGGCUUGCCAUGGUAUUUUCGGGACGACGUCGCUCAUUUGCAACCUCGUCACCGUAUUAGCUGAGGCGAUCCUAUUCCUGCGUGUACAUGCACUCUCCAAGAGAAGUCGGAAAGUAGGGAUCUACCUAGCCACUCACUUUAUCAUCUCCCAUAUUUUCACCUUUUCACUCUUCUUUGUUUUCGUCGACUCGUUAAAGUUUGGUCCUGCUACCCCGGGCAUGCCCUGCUUCCCGCUAGAGUCGAAGAUGGACCAAUUGAUUGGAACCUUUGGUGUCAUCUUGCUGAAUCAAGUUGUCCUCACCGCACUCAGUUUCUACUUCGCCAUUAAGCAUUUUAAAGACACCCAGAGCCCGCUUACAACGACGCUUUACCACGACGGCAUCUUCUACUUUAUCCUUAUGGCUGGGGUGACCAUUUCUAACUUUAUUCUGUCAUUCACUAUGCCUCCUGAACACAAGUUCCUCCUCGCCCCAAUACAACGCGCACUCCACGCAACGCUAUCCGUUCGAAUCAUCCUCCGUAUGCGGGCAUCCGCACAGACCGACUUUGACUUUACAAGCCUCGUCCUCUCGGAAGUCCGGUUCAACAGGUCGAUCAACGGGGAGUUGUCCACGACUGUCAACGAGAGCGGACAAUCCUCUUUGACCGCACAUGGCUCAGAGCUCUCUGAAUCGAAGCCCAAGUUCCUCAAAUAUUGA
Coprinopsis cinerea okayama7#130 is the source of this 963-nucleotide messenger RNA. RefSeq lists its product as hypothetical. The transcript is spliced from 14 exons. NCBI's taxonomy places the organism in Eukaryota, Fungi, Basidiomycota, Agaricomycetes, Agaricales, Psathyrellaceae. The coding region runs from base 1 to 963 and encodes 320 amino acids. The record is from RefSeq and is a predicted model, not a curated record.